Messenger RNA from Zophobas morio, 3905 nucleotides. It is a transcript of the gene cnc, whose product is annotated as cap-n-collar. Gene Ontology annotation, cellular component: nucleus. The record is from RefSeq and is a predicted model, not a curated record. Lineage: Eukaryota; Metazoa; Arthropoda; Insecta; Coleoptera; Tenebrionidae. Bases 421 to 3120 code for a protein of 899 amino acids. Gene Ontology annotation, molecular function: DNA-binding transcription factor activity, RNA polymerase II-specific; RNA polymerase II cis-regulatory region sequence-specific DNA binding. The transcript is spliced from 12 exons. Gene Ontology annotation, biological process: regulation of transcription by RNA polymerase II.
UCGCUAAAAUUUAUACAUUGAUGUGUAUUCCAAGAUCGUGUUGGACAGGUGUAAGUUGUUAACCCGUGCAAUAUAAUUAAAGUGAACUCAGUAAAGUGACUUAAGUCAUCAGAAUUUGACUUAAAAGUGCAAUAAAUCUAGUUACCGUGGACUGUCAAACGCAAUUUAUUGUAAAACCGUAUGACCGGUCUAGCAAUCCGAUCUGUCAUCCUGUUAAUUGUCAUCAGAUAUUUAUAAUCGCCCGAAAUAAUUGUUGAUGAUGAAGUUUGUGAAACAAAACCAGUGCAAGAAGGUGUGAAAUCGUCGAGGAUGUCGAAAAGCCAGUGAAAAUGCUCCUCCCAAGGAGAAACAGUUUUAUUUUAAAUUCCCAGAAAUUUUUAGGUUAAGUUGCUGUGAAACUGUGCAAAAACUCCAAACAAAAUGUUAUCGCUAAAGAAAGUGUACAGAGACGAACUCCUCCAGCUCGCUCUCAUCCUGAGCUUACUCAGAGGCAACAGUGGACCCUAUUUCGAAAACGAUCUCUUUAAUAACAGCCCCAAUUACGACUUCGACAACGGAACGAGCUGGAGAUCUCUGACACCGACGGUCCUGCGGUCGCAUUUCGUGCACCCCAAGAGCCUCGAUUCAGUGCUGCUUAACUACGAACGUGAAUUAUUCGCCGACUUAAACUUGCUAGGAAGAUACAAUCGGGACAGCUAUCGACAUCCAGAUGUCACAGCCUAUUUGCUUAACAUCGAACGGACUACAGGGGCCCCCUUGGCCACCCAAGAUGUGCCUGCGGAUAUCAUCACGACUCAAAACCAGAACGAGGAGAGCGCCAGCUCGAACGAAGCCUCGUCUGGCCCCAUCGAUGUAGGACUCGAACUCACUCAGGAGGAUAUGGAUCUUAUAGAAGUGCUUUGGAAGCAGGACGUAGAUUUAGGAUUUUCUCUUGAUGCGGCCAACGGGAAAAACGAUAAACCGGAACCCGAUUUGCAAAAUGGCUCACCAUCUUCAUCUAUUUCCAUGGAAAAUGAUGAGAUUGAGAAGCUAAAAACAUUGAAGGCGAUCAAUGAGGAUAAUAUCAAAGAAGAACCUGAGAACGAACUUGCGGAUCCUUGGGCAGGCUUCAACUAUACCAUAGACACAGAAACAGGGGAGUAUGUAGUAAAGGCCGAGGAACUAACAGAGUCUUUGAACGGAGCGGAUUGUGGCCCCUCGUGUGAUCUACCACUAGGGGACCUGUCAUUGCCGCUCCCAGAGUUUCUCCUUGACGAAGCUCUUCGUCUUGUCGAGCUAGACGACACACCCCAAGAGGCUAUUAAUGUUAAGGAGCUUGAGACUCUCGCUGAAGACACAAGCGACGCGGAACCCUCCCCUAGUACUUCUAACUCGAGCGAAACUCCGUCGAGUUCCAAGGAUUCGGACGACGAUUUGAGCAUCCUCACCGACAUGAUACAGACGUCGCAGUUCCACCAUCCCCAUCACAGGGCCUUCCAGAGCCGUAUGCCGUUCGUUCGUACCAUGAGUAUGGAACAGAGAUGGCAAGACUUGGCUAAUUUGUUGAGUUUGCCGAGUCCGGGCGAUACCGGUGGUAUGCCGCAUCCGUUCAGCCACCACCAUCCCUUGCACAAUUACAGCCACCCCCAUGCCCACGGUAUGGGGUACAGUCCUGAGGCGACUCGAGGAGUUCUUUUACACAACGCCACUCUUACACCGCCGAUGGGUGAUAUAAAUGCGACAGUGCCAUACAGUAAUAUCGGUGGCACGAAUUUGGGCAACGCCGUGGCCACCUCGAUGAAUCUUACGAAUAGUAGCGAACCCAUGGGAGAACCCAACUCCACACCCCAUUACAAAUUAGAACCAUCGCACGAUAUGAUGUAUUAUCAGAACAGUACAACGGAUCUUAACCAGACUGAAGGAUUUUUAUCUUCGAUUUUAAACGAUGAAGAUCUUCAACUUAUGGACAUGGCGAUGAAUGAAGGCAUGUACACAAUGCGUAUGCUAGAUAGUAACAACGCGAUCAGCAACUUGAGCAUGAACGGUGCUGCAGGUGCUACAUCCAUGUCCAGGACGGAUGUAGAACGGAUGGACACUUCCAGCGAUAGCGCUGUGAGUUCGAUGGGCUCGGAGCGAGUACCAUCUCUCUCGGAUGGAGAGUGGUGCGACGCAGGCUCCGACUCCGGACACACAGCCGGAGAUCACUACGUCACCGACUAUCAAACUAAAUACAGACCGUACGAUUAUAGCUACUCCAGCCGGCAACAUGCGAGCGCCUUGGCCACGUCUGACGCGACCAGGAUGCCACCUGUGGCCCAGAAGAAACAUCAAAUGUUCGGCAAGAGAUAUCUCCAAGAGCAGGGAGCGACCAGCGCGGUGUCCCACCAGCCGCCCGUCAAGUACGAGUACCGCGAUCCCACCGCUGCCCCGUAUAACAGUUCGCAGCCGGAGGGAGCCGUCGGUCCUAAACCCCCGGAGAUGAAGUACUCCUGUUCCAUGGAGUUCGGGCGUCAUAAUCCUCUCGUGAGGAACUCUCUGGACCACAUACAGCACAACCAUACGUACCAUCUCCCCACGGAGAGUACGGGAGCGAUGCAGCGACCGGUUUCGCGCGACAAAAGCAAAUCGCGCAAGGCGGAUGAGGAACAUUUAACGCGAGAUGAAAAGCGAGCUCGAGCCUUGAAUGUUCCCAUCACUGUCGACGAUAUUAUAAACUUGCCGAUGGACGAAUUCAACGAGAGGCUUUCCAAGUAUGACUUGAGCGAGCCUCAGCUGAGCCUAAUCCGUGAUAUUCGUCGCCGAGGCAAGAACAAAGUGGCAGCCCAGAAUUGCAGGAAACGCAAGUUAGAUCAAAUUUUGAGCCUGGCGGACGAAGUGAAGGACAUGCGGGAUAGAAAGAUGCGCUUGAUGAACGAGCACGAGUUCAUGUCCAACGAAUGCCAGAGGAUGAAGGAUAAAUACCAGCAGCUGUACAGACACGUGUUUCAGAAUUUGCGCGAUCCGGACGGAAACCAGUACUCGCCGUACCAGUACAGCCUUCAAACGUCUGCUGAUGGAUCCAUCCUGGUUGUACCUCGUUCUAACUCCACGUUAAGUAAUCAAGAACGCAAAGACCCACCGCCUCAAGGUCAUAAAGAGUGAAAUGUUAACUAGUUUUAUAUGCAAAUAUUUCGAUGUAACACUUUAAAAAUGUUCCAUUUCUCACUGCAAACUUUGCUCAAACAUACUUUAUUUUUAUACAAUUUCGGUUUGGAAAGUUUCAACGAUACUGUACAGAAAUUUCAAUUUGGUUUAUAAGUUGAUGGGCAUUUAAACAAAAAUUUGGUGCUGAGAAUCAGAUUCAUUUUUUGUUGAUGAGAAGCUUGGAAAGUGCUUAUUAAUUUAUUCGGUACUUUUUGUUUAAGUGCUUCGAUUCUCUAUAGAACUACGAUAAUAUAUUUUUGUAAUACAUGAAGAAAAUAUCAGGUGAUGAAUAUGCCUUUUUUUCAUAACAUAAUGUAAAUAGUUGUUCUAAGUAGUGUAUGAGUGUGAAUGACUGACGUAAUUGGUGGUAGGAAAUGGGAGUUAGUGGAGCUAAUUUUCAUGCCAGUUAGACGUUCUGUAAUCAUCAUUUUUAAUGAUGUAUGUGAUUUAUUGUAACCAUGUUAUUUUUUACAACUGUAGUACCCGUACUUCUUGGUUAUAUUUUAAUUAGUUGUAACAUCUUUAUUAAAAACACUAGGCUAAUAUUUUUUAUAAAUCAUAUAGGUUUUGUACAUUGUAUAUCUUGUAAGUAGCUUAUUAAGUAUCCCCGUGAAUGUGUAGCAUUUCGUCAAGUGAAUUGCUGGGUUUAAUCUUUAAAACAGUUUGUACACUUAACAUUUGCUUUUACGAGCAACUUAUAUUUGGUUAUUGGUGCCAAUAAAGAUCUCUACAAUAAAUAAAAA